Messenger RNA from Helobdella robusta, 402 nucleotides. RefSeq lists its product as hypothetical. The transcript has 3 exons. The coding region runs from base 1 to 402 and encodes 133 amino acids. NCBI's taxonomy places the organism in Eukaryota, Metazoa, Annelida, Clitellata, Rhynchobdellida, Glossiphoniidae. The record is from RefSeq and is a predicted model, not a curated record.
AUGUUACGUAUGAUCUUUGGCAAUCAUGAAAUUAUUAACAUCAAGGCAGGCCGGCAAAUCACUUGGUCGAAUAAAUAUUUUUGUGGCCUCAUAAAUGAUAAUUCGGAAAGGAACAUCAAACGAACUGCGUCAGUAGGAUUUUGUUAUACCUUUGCAAUUGCAAGCACUUUGCCAGAGUGGAUGGCUCAACACGAACAAAGACACAUUGAAGACUGCACGUUCAACGAGCACCACCUACUAACAAUAACAUUGGAAGAUAGCUUUCAGAACAGAAUUGCGGCAAGCACGUACGUGGAUCAUCAGGGUGAAAUUCAGCAGAACCUAACUGCAACUAACUGCAACAACUACACUUACCACAACAUUGAAAGGUUGUUGCCUGCUACUGAAACAACCCCAACGUAA